Rhinolophus ferrumequinum (greater horseshoe bat) is the source of this 985-nucleotide messenger RNA. It is a transcript of the gene DMAC2L, whose product is annotated as distal membrane arm assembly component 2 like. The coding region runs from base 16 to 744 and encodes 242 amino acids. The record is from RefSeq and is a predicted model, not a curated record. NCBI's taxonomy places the organism in Eukaryota, Metazoa, Chordata, Mammalia, Chiroptera, Rhinolophidae. The transcript is spliced from 5 exons.
CCCGCGCAGCGACCAAUGAGGCGUGCGCCUUCGCCCAACGCAAGUGACCAAUGGACGCGCGCGGCGGAGGGCGAAGGGCAGGCCCGGCGCUGCCGCAGACGUUGGGGGUGCUUACUCGCUCCCUCCGGUCGACGCUAUCAAAUCAUGCUGUUUGGAAAAAUUUCCCGGCAGUUGUGUGGCUUAAAGAAACUCCCAUGGUCAUAUGAGUCCAGAUACUUCUGGGGCUGGUUGAAUGCAGUAUUUAAUAAAGUAGAUUAUGAACGUAUCAGGGAUGUCGGCCCCGACAGGGCAGCCUCUGAGUGGCUGCUGCGCUGUGGGGCUAUGGUGCGCUACCAUGGCCAGGAGAGGUGGCAGAAUAACUACAACAACCUCCCAACAGGCCCUCUGAACAAAUACAAGAUCCAGGCGAUCGAUGCCACAGAUUCUUGUAUCAUGGGCAUUGGAUUUGAUCACAUGGAGGGCCUACAGCAUGUUGAAAAAAUAAGGCUAUGCAAGUGUCAUUAUAUCGAGGAUGACUGUUUGGAGAGACUUGGUCAACUUGAAAAUUUACAAAAAAGCAUGUUGGAAAUGGAAAUAAUUUCAUGUGGGAAUGUCACAGACAGAGGCAUCAUUGCUUUGCAUCAUUUAAGAAAACUCAAGUAUUUGUUAUUAAGUGAUCUUCCUGGAAUAAGAGAUAAAGAGAACCUUGUCCAAGCCUUUAAGACAGCAUUACCUUCUCUGGAACUAAAAUUAGACUUGAAGUAAAAUAAUAAUCAAUAAGUGCCUUAUUCAGUGUAAAGUAUCAUUUAAAAUUGUUGAUCCUACACAGCAACAAAUAUAAUCAACAAUAGAACUAUAGGGAUAUCAUGACAUUUUAGAAGCAGAGUCCAUCAUGUAGAAAAUAAAUAUUCAGAUAUGACUCACUAAAGUUACUAAACUGGAAGUGAGGGUUUUAUGUACAUUAAAUCAUUUUAAGAAAAAUGCAAACUAGGUAGCAUUUUAAUUC